Anoplophora glabripennis (Asian longhorned beetle) is the source of this 2014-nucleotide messenger RNA. Its product is annotated as dnaJ homolog subfamily A member 2. The transcript has 2 exons. Gene Ontology annotation, molecular function: ATP binding; Hsp70 protein binding. Gene Ontology annotation, cellular component: cytosol; cytoplasm. Gene Ontology annotation, biological process: protein refolding; response to heat. Lineage: Eukaryota; Metazoa; Arthropoda; Insecta; Coleoptera; Cerambycidae. Bases 44 to 1273 code for a protein of 409 amino acids. The record is from RefSeq and is a predicted model, not a curated record.
CGCAAGCGUAUUCCGUCCCUUCAUUCAUUCCUUGUUUAGAAAGAUGGCAGACAACAAGCUGUAUGAUAUUUUAGGAGUUAGCAGAACGGCUUCCGAUGGCGAAAUUAAAAAGCAAUACAGGAAGUUGGCGAAGGAGUUCCAUCCCGACAAGAACCCGGAAGCCGGAGAUAAGUUCAAAGAGAUCAGUUACGCGUACGAAAUCCUCUCCGAUCCAAAAAAAAGAUCGACUUACGACAAGGUAGGGCUGAAGGGAAUGCAAGAGGGGGCCCACGAUGGCUUCGGGGCGGACGACAUGUUCUCCCACAUCUUCGGCGGGGGCUUGUUUGGCUCCAUGUUUGGGGGAGGAGGAGGAGGAAUGCGGAGAAAACAAAGAAGCGAGGACACAAUCCAUCCCCUGAAGGUAACCCUCGAGGACAUGUACAAUGGCAAGACAUCCAAACUGCAGCUCAGCAAGAACGUUAUUUGUGCAACUUGCGGUGGGAAGGGCAGCAAAAGCGGACACACAGAGAAGUGCCACACAUGCAACGGCUGCGGCUUGAAGGUGACGUACCGUCAGAUAGCCCCGGGGAUGACGCAACAGAUGCAGACCCGGUGCCCGCAGUGCCAGGGCGAGGGCGAGAUAAUCAAAGAAAAGGACCGCUGUCCCACCUGCAGAGGUAAGAAGGUCUGUAACGAGACGAAGAUAAUCGAGGUGCACAUCGACAAGGGCAUGCGGGAGAACCAGAAGAUAUUCUUCCGCGGCGAGGGUGACCAACAACCUGACGUGGAACCGGGCGAUGUGGUCAUUAUUUUGCAACAAAAACCACACGAACGUUUCCAGAGAAACGACGACGACUUGCACGUUAAACACACCAUUUCCUUGACCGAAGCCCUAUGCGGCUUCACUUUUGUCCUGCACCACUUAGACGGACGUGAUAUUUUGAUCAGACAACCCGCCGGCGAGGUUAUAAAACCGGGCGAUGUAAAGGCUGUGAUCGGAGAGGGCAUGCCCCACUACAAAAAUCCCUUCGAGAAGGGCAACUUAUACGUUACAUUUGAGAUUAAGUUCCCUGAAAGUCACUUCACUAACGAGACUAACCUGAAGGCUCUGGAGACCUUGCUUCCUCCGAGGACCCCGUUCGUGAUGCCCGAGGGAGAUCACGUCGAGGAAGUCAAUUUGGAAGAUUUCGACCCCAGCGAUAGGGGAUCGCAUUCGGGGGCGCGAGGCGAGGCGUAUGCCAGCGACGACGAGGAUCAGAUGCACGGUUCGGGUAUACAAUGUGCUCACCAAUAGGAUAAUUCUUUUUAGUUUAUUGCAAAUACUGUACUGUUGAUCUGCGCUUCUUUCUAAAUAAGGAUACUGUCUUUACAUCUGUAGAAAGAUUGAGUUUAAUUUUUUUUUGUACGACCAUUUUUUUUUUUUUUGACGGAGGGAGAUCCUGCGGGGCAGUGUCGAGAAGCGUAUAUGUCAGUAUCCAAGGUGUUUUUAUAAACUGCUUUUAUUUAUAUUAUAAUAAACAGCGUAUAUCAUAGUAAACUCAUAUUUCUACGUAGAGAAUUAUAGAUUAUUUUAAUGUAAAAAUGUGUUUUGUGACUUAUUCAAAUCUAUAGCUGGACACCUCUGCGUCGGUUGCCGUAUCUCUCGAAACUCCACGUCUUCUGUCAAUUUCCUUCGAGGUAUGGCGAUUGAUCAUUUAACGACAUUAAUUUAUUGUUACAGUCUCAUUCAAGACGGACUUUCAAUUCAACUUUUCCAAAUUACUGUUGCAGUGGACAAAAUUCUCUAACAUGAAUUGAAUCGUUUAUAAUUUUUUAUAUGAAAUUUACUCUUACACUUAUUUUGUAUAAAAAUAUUUCAUAUCACUAUUGACCUCCGUUUUGUCAUCCGUUACCUUUCAGUGUUUCCGAGGGACUUGGAAGGUUGUAAAACGAUUCUGGAGCAUUCCAGUAUCACGUCGUAUGAAUAUUAUAUGUUAUUACGGGCCUGUUAUUCUGUACAUGUACCGUAAAAUUAAUAAAGAAACAUUACCACACA